Trichoderma reesei QM6a is the source of this 2631-nucleotide messenger RNA. RefSeq lists its product as uncharacterized. The transcript has 2 exons. The annotation marks the transcript as partial. NCBI's taxonomy places the organism in Eukaryota, Fungi, Ascomycota, Sordariomycetes, Hypocreales, Hypocreaceae. Gene Ontology annotation, molecular function: helicase activity. Gene Ontology annotation, cellular component: nuclear RNA-directed RNA polymerase complex. Gene Ontology annotation, biological process: regulatory ncRNA-mediated heterochromatin formation. The record is from RefSeq and is a predicted model, not a curated record.
GUCGACUGGAGGGAGUCGGAUCGGCUUACUCCGGGCACAUUGGUGGUGCUAUCGCCGAGAUGGGACUAUUUCCGGUCAAAGUGCAUCGUCGCGACUGUCGCCACCCGCUCCUUCAAUGGUAGGGCAAUGCCCGUCGUCGAAGAGGGCGACAACCCUUUUGACAUGCCGCGCGUUGAGCUCUUCUUCGCCAAUACCAGUGAGAUACUCAUUGACCCCGUUGAGGAGUUCGUGAUGCUCGAGGCCAAGGUUGGCUACUUCGAGAACGUCCGCCAUACCAUGCUCGGCCUGCAGCACGCUGCCAUGUACCAUGCCAGCUCGACCAUCUGCGUUGAUGACGAUGAAGGCCGGAUGGCAAGCGCCACCAAUCCAGCUGGCGAUACUAUCGUCGUUCCCCAAGCUGCUGAAGGUUUCGACCAGUCACAGAGAGAAGCAUUUGACAUCAUGUCCACGCAAGCACUCUCUAUUGUACAAGGACCCCCAGGAACCGGCAAGACAUUUACCUCCUUGGUGGCCAUUCGCGGCUUCAUUGAGACUCAGAAUGCAGAAGGCCCGAAAUCGCGUCGAGCGCCCAUCAUCAUCGCGGCACAGACAAAUCACGCGCUGGAUCAGAUCUUGAGUUUGUGCCUCGAUCACAACAUUGGCAAGAUCCUUCGCCUCGGCGGCCAGUCCCGCUCAGACUCUGUCUCUCAUCACUCUUUAUUCAAUAUCCGAUCCAAGUCCAGGUACCGAAGGCAGGACUAUCGAGGACUGUCAGCAUGGAAGCAGAUAUGCGGCACUAUCGAAGAACUGGUUGAGACAUAUACCCGAGACCUAGUCGGCGCCCAGGAGCUUCUUGAAGCCAACAUCAUCUCUCCCGAGCAAUAUCAAUCUCUUGUGAAUGGCAGCCCAGCAGCUGCACAGAUUGCCAGGGACGAACGUACGGACCCGAAGAAGAUCAGCUUGAUUAUUGGCUGGCUCUACAGCUUCUCCAACCAGGACCCUGAAGAGGGCAUUCGCGCCAUGCUGCCAGGCACGUCUAGGAAGCCCAUUAUAGGACGAUUUGACAACACCCCGGAUGAUGACCUGGAAGAAGAGGGCCAGGCUAUACGAGGCAAGGCCCCAGAUGAUGCUGCCUUCCAGCUUCGCGGUCUAUACCUUCCAUUGGAUCCCCAUCACACCGUUGCCCCUGCGCCUCCUGGCUGUCGGAGGACUGGUGGAUGGUGGCAGGAGGCCAGGGCCUUGGUCAAGAGCACUCCAGACCUCAACUGGAUUCACGCAAAGGCAAGGCCCCUGGUCUACUACUACCUCAAGACGCGGCUGAGAGACUACACCAUCAAGGCGAUCCGAGAGCAGCUGCAGGUGCUCAAAGAAGCUUGUGAGACGCUCAAGGUCCAUCAGCUGGCCAAUACGAUCCACAUUAUUAACAAUGAAGGGAUUGACAUCAUUGGCUGCACCACCACGGGCUUGUCCAAGUACCGCGGCAUGCUGGCCGCCUUGUUGCCGCGUGUCAUGCUUAUCGAAGAGGCAGCUGAGGCACGCGAGGCCGGCAUCGCUGCUGCAAUGUUCCCCUCUCUCGAACAGCUGGCCUUGGUGGGAGACCAUCAGCAACUGGCUCCGCAAGUUGACAUCCCAUUCCUUGGUGCAGCACCAUACAACCUCAAGGUGUCCAUGUUCGAGAGGCUUGUGAAACUGGGGCUGCCCUACAAGACACUCCAGGUGCAGCGCCGCAUGAUCCCGCGGAUCCGCGAGGUCGUUCAGACGUUUUAUCCAAUGCUACGAGAUCACUGGACAGUCAAGGAUAUCAGAAACCGCCCGCCAGUGCCUGGAAUGGGAUCGAACCUAUGGUGGUUUCAGCACCAGUGGCCUGAGACUUGGGGGAAGAAGAUGUCAUAUACCAACUUCAAGGAAGCACAGAUGAUUGUUGGCUUCAUUCAUCAUCUGAUGAUGCAGGACGUCAAGCCCUGCCAGAUAACUGUUUUGACAUACUACAGCGCCCAGGUCGAGGUUAUCAAGCGGCAGAUCCAUCACGAUGAUAUGCUCAGGUUCCUGUAUCAGGAGUGGUCCGUCCGAACGGUCGAUGGAUUCCAGGGUGAGGAGAAUGACAUUAUUAUACUCUCCAUGGUGCGAAGCCCCUCGGAUCCGAUGGGUGCCAACAGCCGCGCAACUGUGGGGUUUGUGGAAGAUGAGAAUCGUGCCGUCGUUGCCAUGAGCAGAGCAAGGCGGGGACUGUAUGUGUUUGGAAACGCACGACACAUUCUCGGCAGCAGCCAGAAGAGCUACGAAACUUGGCAAAAGGUCUUCAAUGCCUUCGGAACGCAGACUGGAGACUAUAUACCACUCACAUGUCGUACCCACGGCAACAUUACGUCUGUCAGGACGGUCAUCGAGUGGGACAACCUCCUUUGCGGCGGCUGCCUGAAGCCGUGCAAUGAAAGAUGCCCCAAGGGCCACAGGUGCAGCAAGCAAUGUCACACCAACGACUAUGUUCAUCGCCAUUGUAUGAAGCCUUGCCCCAGAGUUCUCCCUUGCGGCCACUUGUGCGGGAAGAAAUGCAGCGAGCUAUGCAGAUGCCCGCGCGGAUGCGUGCAGCCUGCCCAUGUCCUCCCGUUGGCAGCUACCGUGGAGCCUGCCACAGCUCGUCCCAGGCUGCGU